Molecule: messenger RNA, 2415 nt
Organism: Colletotrichum spaethianum
Lineage: Eukaryota; Fungi; Ascomycota; Sordariomycetes; Glomerellales; Glomerellaceae
Product: exodeoxyribonuclease 1
Exons: 3
Coding region: 1-2415 (804 amino acids)
Biological process (GO): mismatch repair; DNA recombination; DNA double-strand break processing
Cellular component (GO): nucleus
Molecular function (GO): 5'-3' DNA exonuclease activity; metal ion binding; 5'-flap endonuclease activity
Source: RefSeq, a predicted model, not a curated record
AUGGGCGUCUCAGGCCUUCUCCCGCUUCUCAAGUCCAUUCACAGGCCAACCGAGUUGAAGAAGUUCGCCGGCGAGACGCUCGGUGUUGACGCCUAUGGAUGGCUUCACCGCGGCGCCAUUGCCUGUGCCGUUGACCUGGCCAAAGGCAACCCCACCCGCAAAUAUGUCGACUUCGCCAUGCACAGGGUGAGAAUGCUCAAACACUUCGGCGUCACACCUUACCUGGUUUUCGAUGGCGACUUUCUUCCUAGCAAAGCUGCCACCGAAGGAUCUCGCGCCAAACGCCGCGAAGAGAGCAAGAAGUCGGCCAUGGACCUCCUCCGGGCCGGCAAGGCGUCACAAGCAGCCCUAGAGUUCCAAAAGGCCAUCGACGUUACACCAGAGAUGGCUCGCAAUCUCAUCGACGAAUUGAAGAAGAUGGGCCUCCCGUACGUCGUUGCACCGUACGAAGCUGACGCUCAGCUCGUCUACCUCGAACGUCAGGGUCUAAUUGGUGGUGUUCUCUCGGAGGACUCGGAUCUCUUGGUCUUUGGCUGUAAGCGGCUGUUGACGAAGCUCGAUCAGUAUGGAAACUGCAUUGAGAUCAACCGGAGAGACUUUUGUGCUGUUCGGGAAAUUUCUCUGACCGGAUGGACGGACACCGACUUCCGCCGCAUGGCCAUUCUCAGCGGCUGCGACUACCUAGAGGGCAUAAACAACAUGGGCCUCAAGACGGCGUACCGGAUGAUGCGCAAGUACAAAACACCCGAACGACUGGUCCGGAUGAUUCAGUUCGAGGGGAAGCAUCGCGUUUCGGAGAACUACAUGUCGCGAUUCGCCCAGGCGGAGCUUACCUUUAUCCACCAGAGAGUUUACUGCCCGACGAAGAAGCAGUUGGUAUGCCUGACGGAACCGGACGAGGGCAAUGGUGUGGAGGACAUGCCGUUUAUCGGCGGCUAUGUUGAGCCUGAGUUGGCCACAGCCAUUGCAGUUGGAGAUGUCAACCCGAUCACCAAAGAGACCAUCAUCCCUGCGCCCAUGCCUGGCUCAAAGACCGAUGCCAAGAGGAGACACUCUCAGUCUGCAGAGGCACUCGCCGCCGCCUCUUCGGCCUCGAGUCGCACGCGGCCGCCUACCAAACCGAUCGAUUCUUACUUCAAGGGUCACCAGCGCAUCCCGAUGGGCGAGAUGGAUCGCAAUUGCUUCUCAGUCGACCCGGAAAGAGUCGCAGCUCUCACUCACAACGGCCUUGUCCCUCGAGUCUUCCCCUUGCCUAGACCCUAUGUCGAAGGCACGUCAUCAUCUCAGCCAACUGCCAGCUCCCGCCCUACACGAACCGCCCGUUCUAUUACCUCUCCUCGCCUGAUACGACGACGGACCGAGCCCAUCCAGGAUCUCCUGGAACGACAUGCCCCCGGAAGCUCUGACGAGCCCCGCCGAGUUACAAUUGGUGACGCAGCAAACACCUUGGACGACAUCGAUGCCCUGAUGAGAAGCAGCUCUCAACGGCCGCCCAAGAAGGUUCGCCUCUGCGCGGACACCGAUAUUACCGAAACCAAACCUGAGGAAUCCCAAAAGAGCAAGUUCUUCCCCAAGAGCGGAAGCAACACCAACAAGAGUAAGAAGGACAGCUUCUUGUUUUCCGAUGACUCGAUCGACGAGGCGCUACUUAACCUGCCGGACAUUGACGGAUGGCAUGCCCCGAAGCCUAAGUCGAUUGCGGUAUUCGAGGAGAGCCAAAGUACAGAUACGGGCACUGAAGCGACUGCCGGCACGGACAGUCAAUUCAGCAAGGACGAGGAAAUAGCAACGACGCCGCAGACCGAUCUGUCCGAGGCAGAGGACAUCGAGCCGAAAAAGCCUGCUUCAUCAUUUCCGGAAAAGACAUCAAGACGUACGUCUUUGCAGCGAUUUGCCUUCAACUCUCAGCCGAGCCCUGUCGCUUCCAGUCAACCUGACACGCCGUCGACCGCCGUUUCCCAGCAUUCAUCUAUUUUCACACCUUCGACCGCCGCCCCCUCCACCGCAGCCUCGUCGAUCGCUUUCUCCGCUGGCUCGAGUUCAGCUGGCACCUCCAAGACCACUCCGCUCCUCACUCCGCUUCAGCGUAUGGGAUCCCGUGCCCUCCAACGCAAGAAUGUGCCUGCCCGCCGGCCCCUGUCCCCCACUAAGAGUGCGAUCCAGCGGAGUCCCAAGCGCAGCCCCCGGAAGAGCCGACUUCUAAAGUCAAUGCCCGUCAACCCUUCAUUCGUGCCCCUGCCCAAGGUUGAUCUGGCCGAGGUCGAGGCUCUGAACGCGCAGUGCGGAAGCGAAGACCAGAUCAUCCCCGAUAGCGACGGUGAGAAUGAGUACGAUGUUUUCGCAGAGGGCCUCGGCUGCACGGACGAGGACCCGCGACCCAAAGCCUUGAACCUUUCUCGGUUCGUGUAUAACUGA